AUGGGGCUGCUGAGCAGCAAGAGGCAGGUCGGAGAAAAGGGCAAGGCCUGGAGCCCUGUGAAGGUCCAUGCCCAGAGCAAGGCUCCCCCACCCUUGCCACCCCUGAUUGUUUUCAACCACCUCGCCCCUCCGUCUCCUAACCAGCACCCAGAUCAAGAGGAGCAUUUUGUGGUGGCCCUGUUUGACUACACUGCUGUGAGUGACAGGGACCUGCAGGUGCUGAAGGGGGAGAAGCUCCAGGUCUUGAAGAGCACUGGAGACUGGUGGCUGGCCAGGUCGCUCAUCACCGGAAGAGAAGGCUAUGUGCCCAGCAACUUUGUGGCCCCAGUGGAAACUCUGGAAGUAGAAAAAUGGUUCUUCAGGACCAUCAGCCGGAAGGAUGCUGAGAGGCAGCUGCUGGCUCCUAUGAACAAGGCUGGCGCCUUCCUCAUCAGAGAGAGUGAGAGCAAUAAAGGUGCCUUUUCCCUGUCUGUGAAGGAUGUCACCACCCAGGGGGAGAUGGUCAAGCACUAUAAAAUACGCUCACUGGAUGACGGUGGUUAUUACAUCUCCCCACGGAUCACCUUCCCCACCCUCCAGGCCCUGGUGGAGCACUAUUCCAAGAAGGGGGAUGGUUUGUGCCAGAGAUUGACCCUGCCCUGUGUGAGCCCAGCCCCGAAGAACCCCUGGGCUCAGGAUGAAUGGGAAAUCCCCCGGCAGUCUCUUAAGCUGGUCCGGAAACUUGGGUCUGGGCAGUUUGGAGAAGUCUGGAUGGGUUAUUACAAAAACAAUUUGAAGGUGGCUGUCAAGACCCUGAAGGAGGGAACCAUGUCUCCAGAAGCUUUCCUGGGCGAGGCUAAUAUGAUGAAAACCUUGCAACACGAGAGGCUGGUCCGUCUCUAUGCCGUGGUCACCAGAGAGCCCAUCUACAUUGUCACGGAGUACAUGGCCAGAGGAUGCUUGCUGGAUUUUCUGAAGACCGAUGAAGGUAGCCGAUUGUCCCUUCCAAGGCUGAUUGACAUGUCAGCCCAGAUCGCAGAAGGGAUGGCUUACAUUGAACGCAUGAAUUCCAUCCACCGUGACCUGCGGGCAGCCAACAUCCUGGUGUCUGAGACCUUGUGCUGCAAAAUUGCUGACUUCGGCUUGGCCAGGAUCAUUGACAGUGAAUACACUGCCCAAGAGGGGGCCAAGUUCCCCAUCAAGUGGACUGCCCCGGAAGCCAUCCAAUUCGGGGUGUUCACCAUCAAGGCUGAUGUAUGGUCCUUCGGAGUCCUUCUGAUGGAGAUCAUCACAUACGGACGUGUUCCCUACCCAGGAAUGAGCAACCCGGAAGUCAUCCGAAGCCUAGAGCAUGGCUAUCGCAUGCCAUGCCCGGAGGCAUGUCCACCAGAGUUGUACCGUGACAUCAUCACUGAGUGCUGGCGAAGCCGGCCGGAGGAGCGACCCACCUUUGAGUUUCUGCAGUCGGUGCUGGAGGACUUCUACACUGCCACGGAGGGCCAGUAUGAGCUGCAGCCCUAG
Onychomys torridus (southern grasshopper mouse) is the source of this 1500-nucleotide messenger RNA. RefSeq names its product BLK proto-oncogene, Src family tyrosine kinase (gene Blk). Gene Ontology annotation, cellular component: extrinsic component of cytoplasmic side of plasma membrane. Bases 1 to 1500 code for a protein of 499 amino acids. Lineage: Eukaryota; Metazoa; Chordata; Mammalia; Rodentia; Cricetidae. The transcript is spliced from 12 exons. Gene Ontology annotation, biological process: cell surface receptor protein tyrosine kinase signaling pathway; protein phosphorylation; cell differentiation. Gene Ontology annotation, molecular function: ATP binding; signaling receptor binding; non-membrane spanning protein tyrosine kinase activity. The record is from RefSeq and is a predicted model, not a curated record.